CCAAUUAUUCUGAAUUUCCAAACAUUUUCAACAUGCUUCAUUGGGCAUUACUCCUUCAUUUCUUAUCAUCAUAUGCUGACUGUUUAGACGCCGAAGCUUAUAAUCUUCAAGUGAAAUAUCUAGAGGAUUUGGUCAACGUAGAAGUGGAGAAGGCGAAAAAUUACAGAGGUAGAAACGACAAUGGGGAUUUGUUGGAUGGUGUAGAAAAUUCGAGAACCACACAUGAUUUUGGUACCUUUGAUUUCAUUGUUGUUGGAGGUGGAUCUGCAGGUUCCGUGGUAGCUAAUAGAUUGUCGGAAAUAAGAGGUUGGAAGGUUUUGUUGCUUGAAGCUGGGGAUAUCAAUGAUGAUUUUACUGAUAUACCAUACGUUUUUGAUGCAUCUGCCAGGUCUGAUAGAAAUUGGGGAUACUUGACUGUUCCACAGAAAAAUGGCUGCUAUGGACGAGAAAACAGAAGGUGUCCUUACAUUCGUGGCAAAAUUCUUGGUGGUUCUGGAACUAUAAACGGUUUGGUUUACUCCAGAGGAAUCAAAGCUGAUUUCGAAAAAUGGGCUCAAGAAGGAAAUUCAGGAUGGUCGUGGGAAGACGUGUUUCCCUAUAUCAAAAAAAUCGAGAACUUCCAAUCCCAAAACGUCGAUUCAAAAUACAGAGGAUUCAACGGACCCUUAAAUAUUGCAUAUGCGCAGCCAGACAUACCAUUACAAAAGGCUUUCAUACAAGCCAGUAAAGAAAUUGGCAUACCAUUUUUAGAAGACUACAAUGCCGAAAAAGUUAGUGGAGUUUCAUACAUUCAGCACAAUAUCCAAAACGGAAAAAGGGUUAGUGGUGCAAAUAACUACCUCAGACCUGCUUGGACGAGGAUAAACCUGAAUAUAACUUUGAGAGCCUUCGUUACUAAAGUGCUGAUCGAUGAGCAGUCCAAAACCGCUUAUGGUGUUGAAUUCGUACACAAAAAUCGUAAAUUUAAGGCGAAUGCAAGAAGGGAAGUGAUACUGUCAGGUGGAUCAGCUAACACUCCUCAACUCCUGAUGUUAUCAGGAAUUGGUCCGAAGUCUGACCUACAGAAGGUUGGAAUCAAGGUUAUUCAAGAUUCACCUGUGGGAAAAUUCAUGAAAGACCAUAUUGGAUUUUUACCACUCUAUUUCUCUUCAAAUUAUGUUGAGCCUGCGCAAACUACCAAUCAAUUGAUCAAGCAGUAUCUUCAAGGAGAAGGAGCUUUUACAGCUCCUUCAUACUACAGAGCUAUUGCUUACUUUAACACAAGAAAUAAAAGUUCUCCCUUUCCCAAUAUGGAAAUAGACUUUGCGCCACCUAGACCUGUGGUGACUACCAUUCCACAAUUUGCCAACUAUAGAAAAGAAGUGAGCGACUACGUCAACAGUAUCAACCAGUCUACCCAUUGGAACUUCCAGUUAUUCUUCCUGCAUCCAAAAUCAUCCGGAACACUUACUCUGCAAUCGGCAAACGCUAGAGACUUUCCAUUGAUCGAUAGUAAGAUUUUCGAUAAAGAAGAAGAUUUAGAAGAUAUGUACGAAGGGAUACAAGUUGCUCUGAAAUUAGUAGAGACAUCUGUAGGCAAACAUUUCGAUUUGAAACUGAAUUUGGAUCUGCCGUCAUGUUCGAAGAACAAACGAAUGUCGAGGGAAUAUUUGUACUGCCUUUUACGCCAAGUUGCUCUACCUGCUUAUCAUCUUUCUUCAACCGCCAAAAUGGGACCCCGCAGUGAUCCUCUGGCUGUAGUCAACAACGAACUCAAGGUGUAUGGUAUUAAAAAUCUACGUGUUAUAGACGUCAGCAUAGUGCCUAGUACUGUUACUGGGCAUAUCAAUGCUCAGGCCUUCUUGAUUGGGGAAAAAGGAGCUGACAUGAUCAAAAAGGACCAUUUGAAUAUUCAAGGAUAAAUAAAGUUUUUUCUCUCUGUA
Messenger RNA from Coccinella septempunctata (seven-spotted ladybird), 1922 nucleotides. Its product is annotated as glucose dehydrogenase [FAD, quinone]-like. The transcript has 3 exons. NCBI's taxonomy places the organism in Eukaryota, Metazoa, Arthropoda, Insecta, Coleoptera, Coccinellidae. The coding region runs from base 33 to 1901 and encodes 622 amino acids. The record is from RefSeq and is a predicted model, not a curated record. Gene Ontology annotation, molecular function: flavin adenine dinucleotide binding; oxidoreductase activity, acting on CH-OH group of donors.